AUGUGUUCUUAUAAAGUCAUAAUAAAUUAAAAAAUGAUGCGGGGCCCUAAAUAUUAACAGCAAAACAUUCAGGAACUUUGCAGAUCGAAAUUUGAUGACGACGACGAUCCAGAAAUAGAUCAGAAUGUUAGGGUGGAUAGAUUUGGAAACCCAAUCAAUAAAAAAUUAAAGUUUCGCAUAUGUUUUAGAGAUGAAAUACUUCCUUCUCAAUAAGUGUUUGACAUUCGCGUAGUUGAAAAUUGGAAACUCUACAAUCUGAUGGAGGAAAAAGAGGAAGCUGAUGCUUGCUGUAAACAAUUUUGUUAGAUUAUAUGA
Molecule: messenger RNA, 315 nt
Organism: Paramecium tetraurelia
Lineage: Eukaryota; Ciliophora; Oligohymenophorea; Peniculida; Parameciidae
Exons: 1
Source: RefSeq, a predicted model, not a curated record